This is a messenger RNA of Alnus glutinosa, 1527 nucleotides long. RefSeq lists its product as uncharacterized. The record is from RefSeq and is a predicted model, not a curated record. The transcript is spliced from 3 exons. Bases 1 to 1527 code for a protein of 508 amino acids. Lineage: Eukaryota; Viridiplantae; Streptophyta; Magnoliopsida; Fagales; Betulaceae. Gene Ontology annotation, molecular function: acetylglucosaminyltransferase activity.
AUGGGAGGUAAGAACAUUAAGGUUGAAGACGCUGACAAAAAGCCUGCACGUUGGGCUCAAAUGAGACAACAUAUAGGCUUCAGAACCACCGUCACCUGGUUCUUCUUCAUCAUCUCCAUGCUCUGCAUCGUCUACUCUUCCAACUUCAUGCUCACCACCGGCCACCGCAAAUGCUCCGGCACCUCUUUAGACGCCUCCAGUGAAAAGCACCUUCAGACACUCACCAACGUGUCUGUAGAAGAUGCAACCGCGCAACCUGUACUUCCGCAAAAAUCUCAACGGUACGACACGGAGCUGAAACACAUUGUUUUUGGGAUAGCCGCUUCGUCGUCUCUGUGGGAGAAGAGGAAGGAAUACAUAAAAGUUUGGUGGAAGCCGAAGGAAACCAGAGGGGUGGUUUGGUUGGACAAAAAAGUGAGGACUAGAGGAAACGAAGGCCUGCCGGAGAUUAGGAUUUCCGGCGACACCAAAAGAUUCAAAUACAAUAACCGUCAGGGGCAGAGAUCGGCGUUGAGGAUUUCGAGAGUGGUUUCGGAGACUUUGAGGCUUGGGAUGAAGGAUGUGAGAUGGUUUGUGAUGGGUGAUGACGACACCGUUUUCGUGGUGGAGAAUGUGGUGAGGAUACUUUCGAAGUACGAUCAUACGCAGUUGUAUUAUGUUGGGAGCUCGUCGGAGAGUCAUGUUCAGAAUAUAUAUUUCUCGUAUGCCAUGGCUUACGGCGGCGGCGGAUUCGCCAUAAGCUAUCCUCUAGCGCAGGAGUUGGCGAAGAUGCAGGACCGGUGCAUUCAGAGGUAUCCCGGGUUGUAUGGCAGUGAUGACAGGAUUCAGGCUUGCAUGGCUGAGCUCGGAGUGCCACUGACCAAGGAACCUGGGUUUCAUCAGUAUGAUGUGUAUGGAGACCUAUUGGGGCUUUUGGGAGCCCAUCCAAUCACUCCAUUGGUGUCAAUCCACCACCUUGAUGUGGUGGAACCGAUAUUCCCACGAACCACCAGAGUGAAAGCCCUCCAGCACCUCAUGCAAUCCGUGAAGCUCGACUCGGCAAAUGUAAUGCAGCAAUCAAUCUGCUACGACAAGAAACGCUAUUGGUCCAUCUCCAUCUCGUGGGGCUACGUGGUUCAAAUCUUGAGGGGAGUCGUCUCUCCCAGAGAGCUGGAGAUGCCCACAAGAACUUUCCUCAAUUGGUACAGAAAAGCCGAUUACACGGCGUACGCGUUCAACACCAGGCCUGUGACCAAGAAUCCCUGCCAGAAGCCCUUUGUUUUCUACAUGGCCUCCUCUCGCUAUGAUCCAGCCAAGAAGCAAAACGUUGGGGUUUACUCCCGCCACAAAUCUCGCUCCCCUAACUGCCGUUGGAAGAUGGCCUCACCGGAAAAAGUUGACUCCGUCGUUGUCUUUAAAAGUCCAGAUCCUCUUCGCUGGCAGAAGUCACCAAGAAGGGAUUGCUGUAGAGUUCUGCCAUCACAGAAGAGCUCAACAAUGAACUUAUGGGUGGGAAAUUGUCGAAAUGGAGAGAUUAGCCAGUUGUAG